This is a messenger RNA of Doryrhamphus excisus (bluestripe pipefish), 1778 nucleotides long. It is a transcript of the gene rnf8, whose product is annotated as ring finger protein 8, E3 ubiquitin protein ligase. Gene Ontology annotation, molecular function: histone binding; ubiquitin protein ligase activity. Gene Ontology annotation, cellular component: ubiquitin ligase complex; nucleus; site of double-strand break. The record is from RefSeq and is a predicted model, not a curated record. Gene Ontology annotation, biological process: protein K48-linked ubiquitination; ubiquitin-dependent protein catabolic process; double-strand break repair. Lineage: Eukaryota; Metazoa; Chordata; Actinopteri; Syngnathiformes; Syngnathidae.
UUUCCGGUGCAGUAAAUGUCCAUCUACACAGCUGUGUCAAGUCAACCCAUCCUUACUAUGGCAGCAGUAGUUACAACGUGCUAACAGUAAGUUGCAACAACGGUAGCCUCCACCACAAUGGCAUAAAAUGGAUAAGGUUACAUCUGGCUAUUCUGCGGCUGAUGAAGAUGAAAGCUUGGACACAGAAGUUAUAUGUUUGAGGAGAGUCGGGAGGAAUUCUGACUGGCUUCGCUUGUUCGAAAACACAGAGGUCACUGUUGGCCGUGGCUUUGAUGUGACCUAUCAGCUCUUGUCUCCUAGUUACCCUUUAAUGAUAUCCAGGCUGCACUGCACUUUCACUCAAAGGGAAGAUGGACACUGGACAGUCACGGACAAGAAGUCUCUGAAUGGCGUUUGGGUGAAUGGCUGCCGUAUCCCCACCGAAGAGGCCCACCCUCUGAAGCUCGGAGACUCCAUACAACUCGGUGUGCCUGUCGGGUCCUAUAUGGAGUACGACUUCACGCUUGUGCAGCAACCUCUCAGAGAAGUGAGGCAUAACUUGGCAAAGAGACCCAACGGGGGCACAAAAGUAGCCCACAUAGCCAAGAAACCCAAAAGGAAAUUGACCCCGGAAGAAGUGGAGCCGUCCACGUCAAAGUCCAAACUGUACCGCUGCUUGUCCGCUGACACGUCAUUGGCUCAGUCGUGCCCUCUGCCUCCAGUCGUGCACGACCAACACCGUGGUCACCCCCAGCCAAAGCAGACCACUCCCCUUCGACGCAUGGAAGAAACCAUACUGAACUUUGGUGCUUCAGGUGCCCCCUGUGACUUAGACAACUUGCAGACGUUCAGCCAAAACAUCUUGAUGCUGAGCGAGCAGGUGGAUACCACCGAACGACAGGUCGCCAUGCUGGAGGGUGGACCGCAAUCGAGUGACCCGCUCAUAGAGGAGCAGGUCAAAGAAUUGCUACGGCCAUUGAAGACCCUCUGUGUCAAGAUGAAACAAAUGAAGACAUUAGAGCGAUCCUUCCGUGCAACUGUGCAGCAGCCAGAGGCUCUGAAAACACAGCAGCAAGAGGAGCUGAUGAAGAAACAAUUGGAAGAAGCCUUGCAGGAGCAGAAGAAAGUCAUAGAUGAACUCGCUCACUCUCGGAAAAGCUUUGAGGAAAUCAUCCUGGCCAAAAACAAAGAACUCGAAGUAACAAAGGAGGAGAAGGAAAAGGCCAGGGCCCAGAAGGAGGAAGUGGUCACACAAGUGACGGAGGUCCUGGAAAACGAGCUUCAGUGCAUCAUCUGCUCUGAGCUCUUUGUGGAGGCCGUCAUCCUGAACUGUGCUCACAGCUUCUGCUGUUACUGCAUCAAGCAGUGGUGCAAAAAGAAAAAAGAGUGUCCCAUCUGCCGAAGGGCCAUCAAGUCUCAAACCCGAUGUCUGGCGCUGGACAACUGCAUCAACAGCAUGGUGGAGAACCUGAGCUUGGACAUGAAGGCCAGGCGCAAGAUGCUGGUCGCCGAGAGGAAAGCUGCUGAGUCUGGACAUGCGAUUACGAUCCAAGAUGAGGACAACAGCAGCAGAAACCGAAGCAGCAGCGGUGGAGACGAUGGACACCCCCAGCAGUCCUCCUGACACAACUUCUCCCUUAAGUCAUUUCUCAGGUUUUUUUUUUUUCUGUAGGAGGCUGGAAGAAGAACUUUCCUUACUUGUCAUGUUUCCCCGGUGUAUCUCUGGGACCCUGAGAAACGAGUCUGUUUUUGUUUUUGUUUGUUUUCCAACAUUUAAGAAUAAAAGUUGUUUCUGUGCA